AAAACGACCUGAAUCUGUAUUCUUCCCUUCCGCAUAGAAAAUAGAAAUAGAAUAUACACGCAUGCUAUUGUAUAUAUACCGACCCAAACCGCCCUUCCCUUCUCAUUUCCUUGUUAUACAAAUCAAAGCUUCGACCAUGGUCGAUCCACACGCUAUCUUAUGUUGUAUGUGCGGCGACGUCGGCUUUCCGGACAAGCUCUUCCAUUGCACCAGAUGCUCUUCUCGUUUUCAACACACUUAUUGUAGUAACUACUACAACGAAUCGACGGAUGAGAGUGCAAUCCGUUUCUGUGACUGGUGCCAGAGCGAACAGCAAAGCAUGAGGCAUGGGGCCCAUUCGAGACGGCCAGUGGCGAAGGACGCUGGGGCUGUCGGCAGGUCCAGGUACGUCGGCGACAAGAUAAAGCAAACUGAUAGAGAGGAGAGCAGCGAUCGAGGGAAGAACUCAGGUGGUAGCACUCCCUCCCCUAGGCAGCCUGGCCGCAGGUACAAGCUUCUCAAGGAUGUUUUGUGUUGAAGACGGUGUGAUUGUGUGAAUUGCAAGUGUGUAUAUUAAAUAUAAUUAUAAGCUUAUAUAUAUAUAUGGUUUUAAAACUA
This is a messenger RNA of Magnolia sinica, 597 nucleotides long. RefSeq lists its product as uncharacterized. The transcript is spliced from 2 exons. The coding region runs from base 62 to 517 and encodes 151 amino acids. The record is from RefSeq and is a predicted model, not a curated record. Lineage: Eukaryota; Viridiplantae; Streptophyta; Magnoliopsida; Magnoliales; Magnoliaceae.